Messenger RNA from Truncatella angustata, 870 nucleotides. RefSeq lists its product as uncharacterized. The transcript is spliced from 3 exons. Gene Ontology annotation, cellular component: nucleus. The record is from RefSeq and is a predicted model, not a curated record. Gene Ontology annotation, biological process: regulation of transcription by RNA polymerase II. Gene Ontology annotation, molecular function: DNA-binding transcription factor activity, RNA polymerase II-specific; RNA polymerase II cis-regulatory region sequence-specific DNA binding. The coding region runs from base 1 to 870 and encodes 289 amino acids. NCBI's taxonomy places the organism in Eukaryota, Fungi, Ascomycota, Sordariomycetes, Amphisphaeriales, Sporocadaceae.
AUGGCAGCAUCCAUAUACUCAAGUCAGCCUGGUGCUCACUAUGGUUACCCUCAACCUCCCCCGUCUCCUCCGGUAGACGAGAACUCAAGGUGUUCGCUUCCUUCAAUCUCAAAUUUGUUGGUGGUAGCGGAUGCUGGAUCGCCGACAACAGAGCACUCUCCUGCCUCUCAACAACAAGCCUCGUCAAUCAAGUCUGAGACGCGGCCAAACUCUUCUCACUAUGGCAAAGCCAUGCCGCCGACCCCGCCUAUGAGCACAGAUGCCUCCUUCGAGGGCCAUGGCUCCCCAUCAACGAGAUCAGUCAGCCAGGUAUCAGUAGUGUCUGCGCCGAACUACUACUAUGAAUCGACUCCACCUCUCGAGGCCGACCUCCAGCGUCACUCAGUGUCGAGCGCCGCUAUUCCUCGGGCGCACAUCCAUGCCUCUGCAUAUUCUCAGCAACCUUACGCUCCUCAACCCUACAUGAGCCAGCCAGCAAUGUCCUAUUAUUCAGCGGUUCCUCCACCAGCGCAGCCUCAAAUCUCUGGACUGUACUACCAGAGACCGUUGCCUCAGGCUUUCCCCCCGUUAGCUGUGUCUGUUCCGUUGCCGCCAGCAGCUGGACCCAACCCAUGGCAACAUCAUCACUAUAUUUCGCCCUCUUCAGCGGCCGCCUUCCCCCAAUCACAGGAUCGUUACAUUUGCCAAACUUGCAACAAAGCAUUCUCGCGGCCCAGCUCUCUCCGAAUCCAUAGCCACUCGCAUACAGGAGAGAAGCCCUUCAAGUGCCCACACUCUGGAUGUGGCAAGGCUUUUAGCGUUCGAAGUAACAUGAAGAGACACGAGCGCGGUUGUCAUAACUUCGAGGCGAGCAGUGCAACGCUACGCUGA